AUGCCGCCUCUCCUUGGCCUCGCGCGGCGAGGGCUGCUGCUCCGGCGGCAUAUGUCUCUGCCAGUAAGCUCAGUGCCGCCCUCCGCACGCCGUCUAGCGUCCACGGCCCCUCCGUCCAGGUCGCCGGCCGCGGCAUCGGACACACGUCUCGUCUACCUCGCCGUCGGCGUCGCGCUUGGCGGCGCCGCAGCGGCAGGUGUCGUUGCCGCCGUCAGCCGCCCCGUCGAGCAAGAGGGUGUGGCUGCGGAAGUGCCGCCGCCGCCAAGGUGGAGGGCGACGGAGUCCCGCGUUGCCAAGUCUGCUCGUAGAUAUGCCGAUAGGCAGACCACACUCCAGGCCGUCGCAGAGAUCCGCAGGGCUAUCGGCGACGAUGCAGUCAGCACCGACGACGGCGACCUCGAGGAGCAUGGCCACUCGGAAUGGUCCACGUCCAACACGGACGUCCGCCCCGUCGCCGUCGUCCGUCCGGCCUCGACAGAGCAGGUCUCGGCCGUCGCCCGCAUCUGCUCUCGCUACAGAGUGCCCAUGGUGCCCUACGGCGCAGGCUCCAGCGUCGAGGGCAACUUCAGCGCCCCCUUCUCCGGCGUCUGCGUCGACCUGUCCGCCAUGGACCGCAUCGUCGCCUUCCACCCCGACGACAUGGACGUGGUGGUCGAGGCGGGCCUCAAUUGGACGCGCCUUAACGAGACCAUCAAGUCCUCUGGCCUAUUCUUACCGCUGGAUCCCAGCCCAACCGCCCUCGUUGGCGGCAUGGUUGCGACCAACUGCAGCGGCACCAAUGCUACCAAAUAUGGCACCAUGAAGGACUACGUCGUCAAUCUAACAGUUGUGUUGGCCGACGGCACCGUCGUUCGGACUAGAAACCGGCCUCGGAAAACGUCGGCUGGCUACAACCUCAACGGCCUGUUUGCCGGCUCCGAGGGCACCCUGGGCAUCAUCACCCAGGUCACGCUCAAGCUGGCCAUUGUGCCGCCCGCCUUCAGCGUCGCCACGUCCACCUUUGCCACCGUCAGAGAGGCCGCGGAUGCCGCCUCCGCCAUGGUGCGCGGGGGCGUGCCCGUUGCCGCCCUCGAGUUGAUGGACGACGUGCAGAUGAAGGUCGUCAACAAGAACGGCGGCGCGGGCGGACGCAUGUGGGACGAGCUGCCCACCCUGUUCAUAAAAUUCUCGGGCACGGAGAACACAAUCAAGGACAGUGUCCUCCAGGCUCGCAAGGUCGCCGAGUCGCACAAGUGCCGGUCCUUUGAGUCUGCCGACACCGCCGAGCAGAUGGACUCGCUCUGGUCGGCGAGAAAGCAGGCACUGUGGGCAUCCCUAGCCAUAAGACCCGAGGGGACGCAGAUCUGGUCUACCGACGUUGCCGUUCCGCUCUCACGGCUGGGCGACAUUAUCGAGAGUUCAAGAGAAAAUGCAUCCAGGCUAGGGCUCUUCAACAGCAUAUUGGGGCACGUGGGCGAUGGCAAUUUCCACCAAAUGAUCAUGUACAACCCCGCCGAUGCGCCACAAACGAGAGCCGUCGGCGACUGCGUGAACGCCAUGGUGGACAAGGCGCUCGAGCUGGAGGGCACCGUUUCGGGUGAACACGGCAUAGGCCUGGGCAAAAAGCACUGCCUUGCCAAAGAGCUUGACCCUUCCACGAUUGGUGUGAUGAAAGCUCUCAAGGAAGCGCUUGACCCUCAUUGGCUGCUUAACCCAGGCAAGGUAUUCGACGAGUGA
This is a messenger RNA of Purpureocillium lilacinum, 1716 nucleotides long. NCBI's taxonomy places the organism in Eukaryota, Fungi, Ascomycota, Sordariomycetes, Hypocreales, Ophiocordycipitaceae. The record is from RefSeq and is a predicted model, not a curated record.